Saprolegnia parasitica CBS 223.65 is the source of this 970-nucleotide messenger RNA. RefSeq lists its product as hypothetical. NCBI's taxonomy places the organism in Eukaryota, Oomycota, Saprolegniomycetes, Saprolegniales, Saprolegniaceae. The coding region runs from base 35 to 970 and encodes 311 amino acids. The record is from RefSeq and is a predicted model, not a curated record. The transcript has 2 exons.
ACUGCCUCGGACGCCAGCCUCGGUCUCGUGGCCCAUGACGACCAAGCGAGCGCGCGGUACGCUGACGCCGGCGUUGGCCCUCGACCACGUCCGUCUCUCGAUCGUCCAGAGCUUGCGCUCCUGGCAGGACGUCGUCGCUUUUCUCGGUGCCUUGCCAGCGUCCUCGCUCGAUCGGCCCCUGACGGCGCUCCGGGAUCUUCCCUUGACGUGGCGCAACUUCAUCGAGCAGUGGCCAAUGCCCUGCCUCGACUACAUGAGCCCAGAGGCAAUGCACCUCGCCCUCGCUGCGCUCCCAGCGAUCCCGUCCAUCGAAAUAUAUUGCGUCACGACGCUUGAAGAGACGCCGUCUGGUCAUCACGACGACCUCGGCGCGCUUGCGGCGGCUUGGUCGACCAAGAUCGAGUGCGUCGACAAACCAGUCGAUACCGACAGCGUUGACUUCUGUCGACGCGUCUUGCCGCACUGCUCGCGCCUCAAGCUGUUGAGUUUCGAAGCGUCAGUGUGUGCCGACGUGCUGCCGCUGCUGCCGUCGAGCGUGUGCAAAAUCCACAUCUUCAACAACAACAGCAACUUCGGCGAUGGUGGCGUCGUCUGGAGAAUCGCGGCGCCCUUGCAACAGUGGCUUUCCACUGGACACGACAAGCGAGUCGUCAUCCACGGCCCGCUGCCCCCCGACGAUGCCGCCGCCGUCGCCGACGUCGUUGUGACCGCAACGUCGUUGGUUGAGCUCAACCUUUACCAGGCGCCUGAGCUCGCGCAUGCACUCGAGGGCAAGGCGCUGUCGCGCAAGACACGCGCCGAGAGCUGGAGCGUCUUGUCGCUGCCGUCGCUGUCAUUGGUCGCCUUUGUCAACCACGCCGACUUUUGGAGCAACCUCGCGAGCCUCGUCCAGGUGCUGCGCCCGAUCAAGACGCUCAUGGACCUCUUUGAGACGCACGACGUGACGCUUGCCGAUGUCUACGCAGGCUAA